CAGUGUGUGUGUGUGUGUGUGUGUGUGUGUGUGUGGCUCGCGCUGCUCGCUGCUCGUACGCAUGUCUGUUGCGCUCCGAGGACCUGCCUGCUUGAAGCCGUCCAGGCGUCGCUCUGCUCCCUUCAUCAUGUCGUUGGUACAGUUUUGAGCUCGUUUCGUGUCUUUUUGUUGUUGCUGUUGUUGCUGCUUCCUUCUGAGCUGCCUGGUACCAGGAGGAGCAGCAGAAAGCAGCAGGAGGAGGAGGAGGAGGAGGAGGAGGAGGAAGACUGAGCAGAGGAGAAGAAUGCAACACUGGACCGCUGCUCAGCUGUUAUUCCUGCGCUCAUUUCGACCAUAAAUUUUUUCCUUCUUCUGCAACAGCGUUCACGCCUUUGUUGUCCUCCAAUGCACGGCCACUAGAACAGACAGGAGGAACACGGAGGAUCGCGCUGCAAACCGGAGAUCAACAGACCCCGAGAGAGUCCCGGACUUGCAGGGUCUCCCCCCUCCCCGAAACCCAGAGGAACCAUGUCAUCCACCAAAUACAAGAAGGACAAGGAGAUCAUAGCGGACUACGAGACCCAAGUGAAAGAGAUCCGUAACCAGCUGGUGGAGCAGUUCAAAUGCCUGGAGCAGCAGUCUGAGUCCCGCAUCCAGCUGCUGCAGGACCUGCAGGAGUUCUUCCGCCGCAAAGCAGAGAUUGAACUGGAGUACUCCCGCAGCUUGGAGAAGCUGGCUGAGAGGUUCUCCUCCAAGAUCCGCAGCUCCAGAGAACACCAGCAGUUCAAGAAAGACCAGCACUUGCUGUCCUCGGUAAACUGCUGGUAUUUAGUGCUGAACCAGACGAGGCGCGAGAGCCGCGACCACGCCACCCUCAGUGACAUCUACACCAACAAUGUUAUCGUCCGCUUGGCUCAGAUCAGCGAGGACGUCAUCCGUCUGUUCAAGAAGAGCAAGGACAUCGGGAUCCAGAUGCACGAGGAGCUGGUGAAGGUGACAAAUGAACUCUACACUGUGAUGAAAACGUACCACAUGUACCACACUGAGAGCAUCAGUGCAGAGAGCAAGCUCAAAGAUGCUGAGAAGCAGGAGGAGAAGCAAUUCAGCAAGUCCGGAGAUCUCAACGUCAACCUCCUGCGCCACGAGGAUCGCCAACCGAGACGCAGCACCGCCAGGAAAAUCGAGAAGAUGAAAGAGAAGAGGCAAGCCAAGUACUCAGAGAAUAAGCUGAAAUGCACAAAGGCCCGGAAUGACUAUUUGUUGAACCUGGCAGCAACAAAUGCAGUGGUGGCAAAAUAUUACAUCCAUGACGUCUCUGAUAUGAUCGAUUGCUGUGACCUGGGCUACCACGCUAGCCUGGCGCGCACCUUCAGGACCUACUUAUCUGCAGAGUACAACUUGGAGACGUCGCGCCACGAGGGACUGGAUAUCAUCGAGAACGCAGUGGACAACCUGGACUCCCGCAGUGACAAGCACAAGAUCAUGGAUAUGCAUAACCAGGUGUUCUGUCCUCCGAUGCGCUUUGAGUACCUGCCACACAUGGGAGACGAGGUGUGCCAGGUCAGCGCCCAGCAGCCGGUCCAGACUGAGCUCCUGAUGCGCUACCACCAACUGCAGUCUCGCUUAGCGACACUAAAGAUUGAAAAUGAGGAGGUGAGGAAGACCUUGGAUGCCACCAUGCAGACGCUGCAGGACAUGCUGACAGUGGAGGACUUUGAUGUGUCGGAUGCCUUUCAGCACAGCCGCUCCACUGAAUCCAUUAAGUCUGUGGCCUCCGAAUCCUACAUGAGCAAGCUCAAUAUCGCCAAGAGGAGGUCGAACCAACAGGAGACAGAGAUGUUCUACUUUUCAAAAUUCAAGGAGUACCUGAACGGCAGUAACCUCAUCAUUAAACUGCAGGCCAAGCAUGACUUACUGAAGCAGACACUGGGUGAAGGUAGGAAGACCUCUUGA
Molecule: messenger RNA, 1932 nt
Organism: Stegastes partitus (bicolor damselfish)
Lineage: Eukaryota; Metazoa; Chordata; Actinopteri; Pomacentridae
Product: SLIT-ROBO Rho GTPase-activating protein 3-like
Exons: 10
Coding region: 508-1932 (474 amino acids)
Source: RefSeq, a predicted model, not a curated record